Molecule: messenger RNA, 934 nt
Organism: Daucus carota subsp. sativus
Lineage: Eukaryota; Viridiplantae; Streptophyta; Magnoliopsida; Apiales; Apiaceae
Exons: 6
Coding region: 70-753 (227 amino acids)
Source: RefSeq, a predicted model, not a curated record
CUUCAUAUUUUACCAUCGACUCACACUAACGAAAUCGAUUUCUGCUCUUCUUACUCACACACAUUCGAAAUGCAGAAACUAGGUCUGCUCCGAAACGUUCUGAAAUCGGGUCAUCUCAUUCGGGUCGGGUAUCAAAACCCACGAAUCAGCUCACUCCUUGGCGAUUCUCCAAGGGCUUUCUCAACUGCUGGAGGAACCACAACUCAGAACUCUCCUUCACUUGACCCAUUUAUUCGCAAUCCCAAUACAGGUUUAAUGUAUGGCACGGUGAUUGGCAUUACAAAGCAUACGACCAAGAAUGAUAUACUUAAUUUGCUAGAGGACUGUAAUUUGACUCCUGAAGAUCUUAAAGUUCGAUACACUCCUUUUUUUUCCCCAAUUGGAAUGCUGAUCCAGUUUCCUUCUAUGAAUGUCUUUGAUACUGCUGCAAAGACACUUGGUAGGAAGGGUCGCGGGUAUAGACUGUCCAUGACAAGACCUGAAAUUUGGGAAAACAUAACAUCUUACAAUGGAAAGGCUUUGCUACUCCAAGAUAUCCCUCGCAACGCACUUCAAGAUGAUAUAGACCGUUUUAUCUCAGGUUGUCACCAAGAUGGAACCUCUGUGAAAUUAUUUACCAGGGUAAUUGAAAAGGUACCCACUAGAAUGGCAAUUGUUGAGUUUCCAUCAGCAAUUUUGGCAAGACUUGCAUUCCUUACAACAAUUAGAAAAUUUUGUCUCAACAAUCAAGUUUUGGCCCAGGUUCUUUACUAAUAUCUUGGUUGCACUUUGUUUCCUUUGGACUUGAAGUGUAUCUCAGCAAGGGUUCUGCUUAAGGAUUUGAAAUGGUGUUGCUAUUCAUUCAAUAACCAUUCUAGCUGCAUUGAUUGUCACAUUUCAACUUAUCAUAUUUUGAAUUUACUUUUUACCAAAAUGCAGAUUGAUGUUUGUUUUC